Molecule: messenger RNA, 644 nt
Organism: Camellia sinensis
Lineage: Eukaryota; Viridiplantae; Streptophyta; Magnoliopsida; Ericales; Theaceae
Source: RefSeq, a predicted model, not a curated record
CCUAGUCUUCCUUCCUCCUCUCUCCCCUGCAUACUUCAAUCUUCCAUUGCAGAAAGCUUUCUCUCUCUACAACUAUUUCAUCUCUCUCUCCCUCUCUCUAGCAUUGUGCUAUCUCUGCCCGUUACUUUCUCUCUCUAAAGUUUGCAUUCUCUCUCCAACAUUCGUUUCUCGAAUUUGGUUUUUAGAACAAAAUGGGAUACGAAGACCAGUACAGACAGGCUCAGAGGCCAAAAUAUGACUGUCUUCUGUUUGAUUUAGAUGAUACUCUCUAUCCCCUUAGUACUGGUUUGGCAGCUGGAUGCUGCAAGAAUAUUGGAGAUUAUAUGGUUGAAAAGCUCGGCAUAGACAAGAACAAGAUACCCGAAUUGAGUAAUCUACUGUACAAGAAUUAUGGGACAACAAUGGCAGGGCUUAGGGCAAUCGGCUAUGACUUCGACUAUGAUGACUAUCACAGUUUUGUCCAUGGGAGACUACCCUAUGAGAAUCUAAAACCGGACCCUGUGCUGCGAAGUCUUUUGCUCAACUUGCCAAUUCGAAAAGUGGUAAGUCCCUUUGUCACAAAUCCGGAGCAUCUGAAGAUUAUAAUCGUAGAUUUGUUUUCUUAUUUUCCAUGGCCACAUCAAUUUCUUAUACAUAGAGAAUAG